AGUAAUGAAUUAAGAUGACUAAGCUUUUAUAAAAAACCUAUAGAUCUGAAGGAAACUUAGUAAACAUAAGUACCUAAUAAUGGCGCAAGAGAACCGGGUUGUUGUGCUGAUCGACAUGGAUUGUUUUUAUUGCCAAGUAGAGGAGAAGCUGAAUCCAGAGUUAGCAGGGAAACCUAUAGCUGUUGUGCAGUAUAACCCCUGGAAGGGUGGCGGGAUUAUAGCGGUAAACUAUGUGGCUAGAGCGAUGGGAGUGACACGUCACAUGAGGGGAGAUGAGGCCAAGGAGAAAUGUCCAGAAAUUCAGCUCCCUUCAGUACCCUGCCAGAGAGGCAAAGCUGAUAUUUCGAAGUAUAGAGAUGCUGGUAAAGACGUGGCUAAAGUAUUACAGAAGUUUACUACUUUGCUGGAGAGGGCUUCUAUAGAUGAAGCCUAUUUGGAUAUAACCGCUCCUGUACAAGAAAGGCUAAAAACUAUUAAUGUGAACUCUGUAACAACAGACCUUAUCCCAAACACAUACGCACUGGGGUAUGACAGUGUGGACCAAUUCAUAGACGAUAUCCACAACUGUGGUUGUGACUCCAUAGACUUUGACUAUGAGCAUGCAAAAGAGCUGCUAGUUGGGGCAAUUAUUGUGAGCGAGAUUAGAGCAGCUGUGUAUGAAGAAACUGGUUACAGAUGUUCAGCUGGAAUAGCACACAACAAAAUCCUAGCAAAACUUGUGUGUGGAAUGAACAAACCCAAUAAACAAACCAUUUUGCCUAAACAUUCUGUGAAUAUGCUGUACAGUACUUUAUCAGUGAAGAAGGUAAAACACCUUGGGGGAAAAUUUGGAGAUACUGUUUGUGAUCUUUUAAAAAUAAAAAACAUGAUUGACCUACAAGUUUUCACUGAAAAAGAUUUGCAGGCUAAGUUUGAUGAAAAAAAUGGGACAUGGCUCUACAAUAUAGCUAGAGGAAUUGAUUUAGAACCAGUACAGGCAAGAUUCAACCCAAAAAGUAUAGGUUGCUGUAAACAACUUAGAGGAAAGAGUGCUCUUGUGGAUUUAGAUAGCCUGAAAAAGUGGCUCACUGAUCUGGGCGACGAAAUUGAAGACCGACUAGAGAAGGAUGCGCUGGAAAAUAACAGAACACCAAAGCAGAUGGUUGUGAGCUUCUCUACAUCACUGCCUGAUGGAAGAGAUAUCAGCAGUUCCAGAUCAUAUAACUUUAUAGCUGAAGAUGAACUAUGUGGAGAGCUGUUUACUAAAAAGGCAUUGGAAUUAGUUUUGGAUACUACAGAGGGAUUAAAGAUAAAAGAUGCUGAGGGAAAUCGACGAUUAAAGGCGCCAAUAAAAUUUCUAGGAAUUAGUGUGGGAAAAUUUGAGGAUAACACUGAAAGCAAAAAAACAAAACGAAUAGUUGACUAUUUUUGUGCUGGUCCAUCUAAAGGAGAUGCAGCCAAAACAAAGGAAAAUGAUAAGACCAAUGAUAAAGCUCAAACUGCUGAUAAGAAACCAAUAAACAAAAAUGAAGGCAAAGAAUAUAUUUUAAACAAAUUUUUCCAAAUCACCAAUAAAACACUAAAUAAAGAACCGACGGCACAUGUUAAUAAAAAUGACGAUAGUAAAGAAGUUGUUGUAGAAUCAACCCUUGAGAAACAAGAAUCGUUUUUUGCAAAGUUCCUUAAUAAAAAUACAACUCAAUUUACUGAAGAUCCUACACCCUCUGUAACUGAAUCUGCUAAGAAAAUUCCUCCACCAACUCCUGUUUGUGAUGUAAUCAACUGCGGCGAUAAUAGUAAUGAUACUGCAUAUUCAGGGUCCACAAUAAAUGAGGAAAUCAACAAAAGUGUUGCUCUGUUUGAAGAAGAUCCUGCUGAUGUAGAUCGCGUUAGUAAUAUGAGGCAACUACUAAAUUCAACAAUGAUACCAGACGUUAUGGAAACCAAUGAAGUACCUGACAAUGAAGAAUCUCAUGGUGAUGAUGCUACUGAUAUGAAUACAGAUACAGAGCCAAAUAACCUAAUAGAUACAAUAACUUGUUCAGAAUGUGGUAAGACUAUCGAAAUGGAUAAAUUUGACACGCACGCUGAUUACCAUCUCGCGCUGAGGCUUAGAGAUGAAGAGAGGCAUCAAGUACGAUUAGAAAGGAAAGAAAGAUUUGCAGAGAAAACAGUAUCACAAAACCCAGAAUCUAAAACCAAAAUACCUGUUACAGAUCAGUCGAAUGAUAAAGUUGAACCAACAUCUAUAGCCAGCUUUCUUGUGAAGAUUGAUAAUACAACUCCAUCAGAAAGGUGUUCAGAGUGUGGUAAAAGAGUGCCUAUAGAAAAAAUAUCAGAGCAUUCAGAUUUCCAUGAAGCACAAAGAUUAAGCAGAGAGCUUAAUAAAAAACCCAACCCUAUACAAAUCACAGGGAGUGCUGUAAAAAGAAAAAGGAACUCUGCAUCUCCAGUUAAAAAGCCUAAAGUACCAUGUAAAUCAAUAGCAUCUUUCUUUAGAAGCUCAGAUUGAUAUUAAAUUCACUAAUGAA
This is a messenger RNA of Ostrinia furnacalis (Asian corn borer), 2510 nucleotides long. It is a transcript of the gene DNApol-eta, whose product is annotated as DNA polymerase eta. Bases 80 to 2491 code for a protein of 803 amino acids. The transcript has 8 exons. Gene Ontology annotation, cellular component: site of double-strand break; nucleus; replication fork. Gene Ontology annotation, biological process: response to radiation; error-prone translesion synthesis. NCBI's taxonomy places the organism in Eukaryota, Metazoa, Arthropoda, Insecta, Lepidoptera, Crambidae. Gene Ontology annotation, molecular function: DNA-directed DNA polymerase activity; damaged DNA binding. The record is from RefSeq and is a predicted model, not a curated record.